AUGACUACCAUUCGGUGUUUGUUGGCUGUCGUUGCUUCUCGCCAAUGGAUUAUCCACCAACUUAAUGUCAACAACGCCUUCUUACAUGGAGACCUUGACGAAGAAGUCUACAUGACUCCUCCUCUUGGUUAUUGUUCGAAAGGGGAGCCUCGUGCAGACCAUUCUUCAUUCACUCUGGUUACUCCUACCAGCAUCACUCUUGUUCUUGUCUAUGUUGACGAUAUUCUAGUUGUUGGCAACGAUCGAUCACAAAUUGAGGUCUUCAAAAGGGUUCUCUCUACACACUUCAAAACUAAAGAUCUCGGUCCUCUUAAAUAUUUUCUUGGUCUCGAAGUUGCUCGAUCAUCCCAAGGCAUCUUUCCCAACCAAUACAAAUAUGCUCUUGACAUCUUUUCUGAUAGUGGUCAACUCGGUGCUCGGACUGCUUCUUUUCCUAUGGAACAAAACUUAAAGCUCACCAACCACGACAACUCUCUUCUUUCAGAUCCUUCUCCUUAUCGUAGACUUGUUGGUCGACUCAUUUACUUGACUAUCACUCCUCAUGAUAUUGUAUUUACAGUAAACAUUCUCAGUCAAUUCAUGCACGCCCCUCGUGCCCCUCACAUGAAGGCUACUGCUUGCGUUCUACGGUACAUCAAAGGCAGCCUAGGACAAGAUAUUUUCUUUCCUUCCUCCAACACUCUUCAUGUUACUGCCUACACUGAUUCUGAUUGGGCCAUCUGCCCCACCACUCGUCGCUCCAUCACAGGUUACUUUGUUCAGAUUGGCACCAGCCUUAUUUCCUGGCACACAAAAAAACAGACCACUGUGGCUCGUUCCUUUACUGAAGCUGAAUAUCGCGCCAUGGCCUCCACUACUUGCGAACUCACUUGGUUGAAACAGCUCCUCGCUGAUCUUGGUGUUCGUGACCCAGAGCCUAUCCACCUCCAUUGUGACAACCAAUCUGCUUUACACAUUGCUCACAAUCUUGUGUUCCAUGAGCGCACUAAACAUAUUGAGAUUGAUUAUCACAUUGUUCGAGAUAAAAUUCGCUCCGGCCACCUUCAUGCUAUUCACACCUCCUCCCAUGAGCAAGUUGCCGACAUUUUCACCAAAGCAUUAGGUCGGGAUCUCUUUCAUCACUUUCUACCUAAGUUGGGCAUUACGGACCUCCAUACACCCACUUGA
Juglans microcarpa x Juglans regia is the source of this 1167-nucleotide messenger RNA. RefSeq lists its product as uncharacterized. The record is from RefSeq and is a predicted model, not a curated record. NCBI's taxonomy places the organism in Eukaryota, Viridiplantae, Streptophyta, Magnoliopsida, Fagales, Juglandaceae. The transcript is spliced from 2 exons. Bases 1 to 1167 code for a protein of 388 amino acids.